Oncorhynchus kisutch (coho salmon) is the source of this 2930-nucleotide messenger RNA. RefSeq names its product sorting nexin-6-like. Bases 1237 to 2109 code for a protein of 290 amino acids. Gene Ontology annotation, cellular component: endosome. Gene Ontology annotation, biological process: retrograde transport, endosome to Golgi. The record is from RefSeq and is a predicted model, not a curated record. Gene Ontology annotation, molecular function: phosphatidylinositol binding. Lineage: Eukaryota; Metazoa; Chordata; Actinopteri; Salmoniformes; Salmonidae. The transcript has 13 exons.
UAUUUUGAUCUUAACAGUUCGAUCAGCUAUUUAUAUUAUUUGUAUUCUGCAGUAAUUCCUUAUUGCACGAUUUGAUCAGCUGUUAGACAAGUGAAAGCCGUGGCUAACAGACGUCAAAUUUGUUGAAUGGCUAGCUACUGUUAGCUAAGCUAGCCAGCUUGACCACAUCGGGAGUCAGUUGACUUCCAACUAGCUGGCCAGUUAGCUGGCAACUGUUACAAUCCAUUAGCUAGCUAACUAACGUUAGUUACCGUUUGUUAACAAUGAACAUAAGCUUAUUUUAACUGCUCACUGUAUGAAUAACUAUAUUGCCAUUGCUAACUAGUAACAGACCCAUAUACCUAUGCACAUUUAUUAGAUUCCUGCUAUUGUUUUGCAGGCUAGCCUGCUAGCUAAUGCUAGGAAGUGCAUAGCCCAAUAAUGUAAAGUUACUUACUCAUACUUUGUUAGUGUCACACCUUAUGUUAUUUUCAAAGGUAGACCGGCUCUGACAGCUAAAAACUCCAUCUAAACGUGAAUCGAUUAUCAAUUGCGAUACGGUUCUAGAAACAUAAUGCUCUUUACUUUCAUAUCACAUCAAACCCUUACCAAAAAAUAUUGCCGUUUUGAAAGUGCAGUCAACUGUGGUAUUUUGGAUGCAGUAAUUGAAGUAUAGUGCCGUUAUACUGACUGCAAUCUUUUUCAUAAUGGUAUUUUCACACAUGCAAAAUCUACACUAACUGUGUACACUGUUUUAGCCGGCUUUAUCACAGUUGCAGCCGACAGUAUUUUUCAGCUACAACAAGUUUCUGGCGGCCUUCUUCCGUUUCACACAGGUGUUCGGAGCAUGCAAAAUAGCUAACUAGCAGAGGUGGUCGCCUGCUCCCGCUUGUCUUUCCUUAAACAUGCGCUGUAACAUGGAGAUAUGGCCGUGUGGGAACACUAAUCCCAACCCUAUUAAAGCCUAGGGCAGUCAAUGUUGACCUCCAAACUGAUGCAACACUUCAAGUGGACAUUUCUGAUGCGUUGAGUGAGCGGGACAAGGUUAAGUUUACUGUCCAUACUAAGAGCACUCUUCCUAACUUCAAGCAGAAUGAGUUUUCAGUGGUGAGGCAGCAUGAGGAGUUCAUCUGGCUCCAUGACUCUUUCGUGGAGAAUGAGGAGUAUGCAGGCUACAUUAUUCCCCCUGCCCCACCAAGACCUGACUUCGAUGCCUCCAGAGAGAAGUUACAGAAACUGGGGGAAGGUGAAGGUUCCAUGACCAAGGAAGAGUUCACCAAAAUGAAACAGGAACUUGAAGCCGAAUACUUGGCUAUCUUCAAGAAGACCGUGGCGAUGCAUGAAGUGUUUCUUUGCCGUGUGGCUGCCCAUCCUGUCUUAAGGAAAGACAUGAACUUCCAUGUCUUUUUAGAGUACAACCAAGACCUGAGUGUCCGAGGCAAAAACAAGCGGGAGAAGAUGGAAGAUUUCUUCAAGAAUGUGGUGAAGUCAGCAGACGGCGUGUUAGUGGCAGGGGUGAAGGAUGUAGAUGAUUUCUUUGAGCAUGAGAAGACAUUCCUUUUAGAGUACCAUAAUCGUGUCAAAGAUGCCUCCUCCAAAUCUGAUAGAAUGAUCAGGUCUCACAAAAAUGCUGCAGAUGAUAUCAAUAGAAUCGCCUCCACACUGUACACUUUAGGAACCCAGGACUCCACAGAUGUGUGCAAAUUUUUCUUGAAAGUCUCUGAGCUGUUUGAGAAAACACGGAAAAUAGAGGCUCGAGUGGCUGCAGAUGAGGACCUGAAACUUGCCGACUUACUGAAGUAUUAUCUCAGGGAGUCACAAGCUGCUAAGGAUCUAUUGUAUAGACGAGGGAGGGCCCUGGUAGAUUACGAGAAUGCAAACAAAGCUCUGGACAAAGCCAGGGCAAAGAACAAAGAUGUGCUUCAGGCAGAGACCAGCCAGCAGGUGUGCUGUCAGAAGUUUGAGAAAAUCUCAGAGUCCGCAAAGCAAGAGCUUAUAGACUUCAAGACGAGACGAGUAGCAGCCUUCAGAAAGAACUUGGUGGAACUUGCCGAACUGGAACUCAAACAUGCUAAGGGUAAUUUACAAUUAUUGCAAAGCUGUGUCGGGGUCCUCAAAGGAGACACUUAGGUCUUUACUGAAGGUUCACUGUACAGAGCUUUCCCCGCUUUGGUCUGGUCUUCACUGAGAAGAUGGAAGAGAGAGCAUAUCUGGGGUCCGUUUGUUUUCAGGAUGUCUGUUCGUAGUCAUCACCAGAGACACCGAACUCCACCCACAACCCCCCCUAAAACGUGAGGAAGCCGCAGUGGAAUACCUGCAAUAUCCACACAGCACAAGAACCUACAACUUUGUUAAAUCACUUUUUCAUUGUUAACAGCAAUCAUAAUUUUCCAUGGGAAUCUUCUCCCAAUCUAUAUCACGUCAUGUCUGUCCAGAUUGAUAAUUUGUUAUUAUUUUGCUUAGUGUAAUCUUUGAGGCCAAUAGUUUCAGUAAAACUUUUUUCUGUGAUGCUGCUCAGUUACUUUUUCCAUUCUUACUAUUAUUGAAGUGUAUUGUCACUAAAAGCCUUGUACAUGUUGUAUUUGUUCUCACUGUACUGCUAAUGAUUGUUUAAAUUUGUACUAAUACUUUUGUUUUUCAGUCAUUUCAUAGUUAUGUUCUAUGUUCUUUUUUCCAUUACAGACAAGUAAUGCUUCAGUAUGUUUGCCUUAAUGUAGAGUAAGCCUAUCAAGUAUUGUUAAAAAAUAAAAAAUAAAAAUAAAAAAUUGAUACGUUUUUUGUUUUUCCCCAGGUUUUUUUUAAGUGCACUGUAUAUGAAUGUUUUUUUCCUUCUGUGACCAAAGCUUCCAUUUAUUUAGAUGGAGAAAUGCUGAAACAAAUGGUUGUAUUGAUAAUGAUGAUUAAAAUGAUUACGAAAAUAUGAAUAAUAAAUGAUACUGUUUACCUUAGAA